AUGUUUUCUUAUACCAUUGACGUUAUUGAUACCACAUUAAGAAUCUUUGAUGAAAGUGUACCUGCGUGCAUCACUAAAACAGCAACAAACUUUUUAACUUACAAUAGUAAAGUACCAGGUCCAACAAUUCGUGUUUCUUCAGGACAUGAAUCUAUCGUAAGAUUCACCAAUAAAAUAGGUAGCUUAUUUCCCGGAACCUUCAGUCCCUGUAUUGAAAAUAGAACAGGAAGACCAUUUAGUGUUCAUCUUCAUGGUUCAGCAAAUCUGGCGCCAUAUGAUGGAUGGGCUGAAGAUGAGACUUGCUAUGGCGAGACAAAAGAAUAUGUAUAUCCAAAUAAUCGUCCAACAACCGCUUGGUAUCAUGAUCAUGCAAUUCAUAUCACAGCUAAAAAUGCUUAUCUUGGUCUUGCCGGUCUUUAUUUAAUAACUUCAAAAACAAAAUAUGGCGGAUGUGGUGAACCAUGGAAUUUAGAAGAUAUUGAAGAAAAACAUAUUAUUAUACAAGAUAAAGUACUCAAUUCUGCUUUUCAAUUAUUUAUUGAUCCAUUAAACGCACAUCUAGAUAUUUCACAAAACAUAUGCAAAAUUAUUGGAACUGACGGAGGGUUUAGAGACAUACCUGUAAUAUUUCCUGAAACAGGAUUAUUAAUCGGUGUUGCUGAAAGAUAUGAUGUUGUGUGGGAUUUUACAGCAUUAAGAAGUCAAACUCUAUUUUUGUGGAACCAUAAAGAUGAUAUUUUCAUGAAAGAUGUACCAUUCUUUUGUUAUAGUCAUUUAAUUGGACAACUUCAAAUAUCUGCAGCUACUAAUGCUUCAUCGCCAGUAUUUCAAGAAAACCUUCCAUAUACAACACCAGAGGAUCCAAUAAAACGAGUCCUAUAUGCUUCAGACAUUAACUUAGCAAUGCAAAUGGCAAAUGAGAGUCGAUUUCAUAGAAAAAUGGCUUUUAGUAAAAUCAAUGGAAAAUGGGUAAUUAAUAAUGAAACCUGGGAUACGUUCAGAAUUGCUGCUGCAGAUAUUGGACAAAAUACAUGGGAACUUUGGGUAUAUCAAACAGGUACUGGAUGGUUUCAUCCUGUACACAUGCAUCUUGUAGAUUUUUAUAUUAUUAAACGUGAAGGCGAUACUGGAUUACGAAGUUUUGAAUAUUUAUCACCAAAAGAUGUAAUGUUUUUGGGUGAAGGAGAUAGGCUCUAUGUAAUAGCUAGAUUUGGUGCUCAUAAAGGUGAUUAUAUGUUUCAUUGUCACAAUCUGAUUCAUGAAGAUGAUGAUAUGAUGAGAGCAAUGCGUAUUAUUGAUAGCCAGAAUAGACUCACUGCUUCAUCCGCACAACCAUUUAUUCUUAAUGGUUUUGCAAAUAUUAUUUACAGCAAUUGGAAAUAUAGUAACCCAAUGCUAAAUGAUACUGCUGCAAAACCUACAAACCAAAUGCCAACACUUGACUCAAUUUAUAUGCAAAACAUGUUGAAUAUUAGUCUUUAUAGAAUUUUCUAUCCAUUUCCUACUGAUAGCGUUUUAAAUGGUUUCACUAAUCCUUGGAAAUGUGCUUGGUGUCCAGCAUAA
Rotaria sp. Silwood2 is the source of this 1563-nucleotide messenger RNA. Lineage: Eukaryota; Metazoa; Rotifera; Eurotatoria; Philodinida; Philodinidae. The record is from the annotation of a GenBank genome assembly.